CUAGUUGUUGGACCAUAGCUUCUUGGGUCAUGGUCAUUGUGUUAAUAGAAAGAAACACAAACUGAAAUGUAUUAAAUGACAUUCUUUUGAAAUGUUCUCUGACUGAAAUGACAAAUUAUAAGAUAUUUAUGUCAUAAAGUGUGACAGUCGAUAAUGGCUAAUACUGAGAUGUAUAAUACAAAAAGUGAUGACGUUAUCGAAUGUUUUUUGUAUCCCCAAUUUUGUUUUACAAGCAACCCAGAACAAGUAACUGAAGAACUGCUUCUUAACGAAAUCGUAAAAUAUAAUGAGAAAACAGAAAUUUUUACGAAAAAUUAUAUAUGGCACAGAGAUUCAAUUCAAUUCUAUCCAAGAACAAAACGGACUCUUUUACUUGAGAAAAUCUUCAAAGGGACUGGGGAAGCUGGUGACCAGAUAAUACCUCAUAUUCAUGCUACUUUACGUUUCGACGAAGAUGUUGGAGAUGAGUGGUUUAUAGUGUUCUUGAUAUACAAUCUCACAAAAGCUUUUGGUGGAUUGAUCGCACGAAUUUCUGAUUCGGACGGUGAAUUUUUGUUGAUUGAGGCAGCAAAUUUUCUUCCACCAUGGGCAAAUCCUGAAACUUGUCAAAUGCGAGUAUUUGUUUUAAACGAGUCGAUCCAUGUAAUUCUUGAUAAACACAAACCUCUGAUCGACAUCCUGAAUAGUUUAUGUCAUAGGCCUAAUGCAUACAAACUUUCUGAAGAAGUGCAAUCAAUAAUUCGAAAAAGAAUCAGCGUUUAUCCAGAGGAGAUAAAGGAGCGCGUACAUAAAGCCAAGGCAUAUUUGCCCGAGAAAGCAGCUGCUAUGUUUCAACAUGAGGCAGGUUUAAUAGCACCAGCGAUUAGAAUGCUUUUUCAUUCUGAUCCUUUUGAGCGUAAGGUUUGUCGAGGUAUGAAGUAUUUUCCGCCUGAACAGCGCGUAAUGGUCAACGUGAAAAUGACAAAAUGCUUAUACGCCAUGGUAGUACAUUGUCGAUAUACUGGAGAUCCAAUGACUGGCUGGAAUUUACCGCCUGUCAACAGUCCUACGUACAACGCCCAUCUUCUUGGGGUAAAAAUUGCUUGUGGCUUAGAAAUGUUAGUUGCAAGAGCUCAUGAAGAACUUCGAAAGAGAAAAAACGAUGAAAAUAAUAUAAGUAACAAUGAAGGCCUGCCAAUGAACAACAAAAAAUUAAAUUCUUAUAUAAGUCAACUGGAACUUUGUGGAUACUUUAAAGGACUGUUGAAAGACAGUCAAGAGCGAGAAAAGCUUUUGAAGCUUGCAAAAGAUUAUUUUGUAAGAAAUUCGAGCUCAUCAGAACUCAUAAAUUCAAGUCUUGAAACGGAAGCAGAUAGAGCUCUGAAGCUUUGGAAGAAUGUGCAAACAAAUGACGUGGAAAUACAAGCACAAGAGGAAUCUACUUUAAGUCCUGCAGAUAGCGACAGUUGGCUUAUUAUUGAUGAGAUUCAGUUGGACAAGUUGUUAGGAGAACGCUGGGAUGAUAGAUCAAGUAAAGGUCAUAAACAAUCUUCUCAAAAUCUUAGAGGAAAGGUACAAGACUUCCUCAGUGAGAAAACUGACGUAGAAGGAGUCCAACUUUUUGGCGAUGGCGAAACAAAAUCAGAUGUUGAAGAUAAUGGACGAAUUGAAUUUGAUACAGAUGUAUUUGAUAGUACAUUGCAAGAUAUAUUAGAUUUAGUAGUUCCUGGAGGUGAUGGUGAAUUUGAUGACAGUUCGGAAGGUUCUCUAGGAGGUGACGGUGAAGACACUGGUGAAAUGGAUAAAUAUAUAAAUUUAUUGGAUGCGGAACUGCGAACUAAACAAGUGAUGGGAGAUCAAUCUACGAUGUUAAAAAGUCCAGACAAGGUUGAAUUAAAUUUGAUGGAAAGUUUAUCCAGAGAGGCCGGAGGUUCUGGUCCUACCGGAAAUAUCAUUGGUGGUCCAAUUCAAAAACUCAUGCAUUUGAAAUUACAAUCACCUUCUACUGUUCCUCCUGAUUUACAGAGUUAAUACAUUCAAUAGACGAUGGAAAAAAUUAUCAUUCACUAGUUCUGCCAUAUUCACAUACCUGGAUAUACAUUAUAGUGUUCAAAACGAUUGUAAUAAAUUAGUAAGUUAUUUUAUUCAACCGGAUAAUUUUGUUAAAGUAACAAAGUUAUAUGUCAGCUGACACACCCUCACGUCCACCUGCAAGGCAGCGCGCUUUCGCUGACUUCAUUACCUCAACAAAUCUGAGAACGAAUCAUUCUAUCCCUUACGAAAAUAAACUAUUCGAAAAC
Molecule: messenger RNA, 2279 nt
Organism: Belonocnema kinseyi
Lineage: Eukaryota; Metazoa; Arthropoda; Insecta; Hymenoptera; Cynipidae
Product: protein ecdysoneless homolog
Exons: 5
Coding region: 154-2010 (618 amino acids)
Cellular component (GO): nucleus
Source: RefSeq, a predicted model, not a curated record